AGGAUAUCCCUAGGACGUGUUACCGGCUGUUAACGUGGCAGUAAAACCAGCCUCGACACUGCAACGUCGAUAGAAUUUAUUUAGUUUCGAGUAAUCGGUUGUUAAAAAUUAGGUAGAAAUAAAUUAGCGAUUGAGAUGAAGUUACUGUGUUUAUUAGUCUUUGCAUGUGUGUUUUACGAUGCAAGUGCGUAUUUUAUUACCGUCGAUGCACAUGCGGAGGAGUGCUUCUUUGACAAGGUUGAGCAGGGAACGAAAAUGGGACUGACUUUCGAGAUUGCUGAGGGUGGAUUCCUCGAUAUCGAUGUGAAGAUCGAGGGCCCAGAUAAAAAGGUUAUUUACCAGGGUGAACAGGAGGGCAAUGGAAAGUACACGUUUGCAGCCUACAUGCCUGGUGAUUACACUUACUGCUUCAGUAAUCAGAAGAGUACGAUGACACCCAAGGUUGUUAUGUUCAACAUGGAUGUGAGUGACCCUCCCAAGGUGGGGGAGGAGCACAAGCCCGAGGGCGAGGAUGACGAGGGCAAUCAUCUCAAGCUGGACGACAUGAUCAAGGAUUUGAGCGUUAGUCUGUCUGGGGUCAAGAAUGAACAGGAGUACAUGCAGGUACGAGACCGCAACCACAGGGCAAUCAACGAGAGUACUAAUUUCCGCGUUGUGUUGUGGUCAAUUUUCGAAGCAGCAGUAUUGAUUUCAAUGACCACUGGUCAAAUUUUCUAUCUGAAGAGAUUUUUCGAAGUGAGGAGAGUUGUGUGAACUUUUGGGUGAUGGGGUGUGGGAUAUUGUGGGAGUUUCAAUUUUGGUUAAUAAACUCUUUUUUAAGUCAGA
Diachasma alloeum is the source of this 825-nucleotide messenger RNA. RefSeq names its product transmembrane emp24 domain-containing protein 2. The coding region runs from base 136 to 753 and encodes 205 amino acids. Gene Ontology annotation, cellular component: Golgi apparatus; endoplasmic reticulum; COPII-coated ER to Golgi transport vesicle. Gene Ontology annotation, biological process: endoplasmic reticulum to Golgi vesicle-mediated transport; intracellular protein transport; Golgi organization. The record is from RefSeq and is a predicted model, not a curated record. The transcript is spliced from 3 exons. Lineage: Eukaryota; Metazoa; Arthropoda; Insecta; Hymenoptera; Braconidae.